Messenger RNA from Baudoinia panamericana UAMH 10762, 282 nucleotides. RefSeq lists its product as uncharacterized. The record is from RefSeq and is a predicted model, not a curated record. Bases 96 to 260 code for a protein of 54 amino acids. The transcript has a single exon. NCBI's taxonomy places the organism in Eukaryota, Fungi, Ascomycota, Dothideomycetes, Mycosphaerellales, Teratosphaeriaceae.
CUGGCAUUUCAGGAACAUUCUGAAGCCCGAGAGUCGAUGCAGAGCGCUUCCAGCGCAUGCAUAAACGAAAGGGGCCAACGAGGUGGUAGUCAGAGAUGAAUUGCCACGCUCAUCCCACGCCAUGCACCCGUUGUCUCCCUUUCAUCUCGCGUCCCGUUUCUUGGAGACUACCCACGUCUCCCGAUGGCCCCCCGAUCGUGGCGCCGAGGCGGCAGCACACCCGCAAAAACAUGUUUUUGAGUCUAAUCCGUUGUCAUUAAUCGAUCGACAGGCACUCCCGGC